Molecule: messenger RNA, 3982 nt
Organism: Struthio camelus australis
Lineage: Eukaryota; Metazoa; Chordata; Aves; Struthioniformes; Struthionidae
Source: RefSeq, a predicted model, not a curated record
GAUGCUGGAAUAUGGUAUUUGUUUCACAAGAUUGCUACAGGAGAUUCUUAUGGUUCAGCCAUUGAAACUAAGUCAGAGCUUACACCUUUAGGAAUCUUCUAUAACAACAGGGUUCACUCCAAUUUUAAGGCUGGUUUGUUCAUUGAUAAAGGUGUUAAAACAACUAAUGCUAGUGCUGACGAUCCCAGAGAAUACCUUUGUUUGGACAACAAUGCAAGGUUUCGGCCUCAUCAAGAUGCAGACCCUGAGAAGCCCCGAGUUGCUGCCCUGAUUGACAGAUUGAUCUCUUUCAAAAACAACGAUCAUGGGGCCUGGGUCAGGGGAGGGGAUAUCCUCAUUCAGAACUCUGGGUUUGCAGACAAUGGAAUAGGUUUGACGUUUGCUAGUGAUGGGAGCUUCCCAAAUGACGAAGGUGCCAGCCAGGAGGUAUCUGAGUCUCUGUUUGUAGGUGAGAGCAAGAAUUAUGGGUUUCCAGGUGGCCAAAAUAAAUAUGGGGGAACUGGAGGAAUAGACAAUAAAGCACGCACUCUGCCUAGAAAUCGGACGUUUCCAAUCAGAGGUUUUCAGAUUUAUGAUGGACCUAUUCAUCUAACCAAAUGCACAUUUAAAAACUUUGUGCCAACUCCAGAUAGAUUUACCAGUGCAGUUGGUUUCUUGAUGAAGAACACAUGGCAGAUGACACCUAAAAACAACAUUUCUCUUGUGAAGUUUGGUCCCAAUGUUUCUCUGAAAGUCUUCUUUGGAAAACCUGGUCCCUGGUUUGAAGAUGGAGAUCUGGAUGGUGAUAAGACCUCAAUAUUCCAUGAUCUAGAUGGUUCAGUGACUGAUUACAAGGAUACCUAUGUUGGCAGGAUGGAUAACUACCUGAUUCAGCACCCCAAAUGCAUUAACAAUACAGAAUGGAAUGGAGUGAUUUGCAGUGGGACGUAUGCUCAGGUUUAUAUCCAAACAUGGAACGGGCAGAACCUUUCCAUGACCAUUGUACGAGAUGAAUACCCAUCCAAUCCCAUGGUUCUGCGAGGUAUUAAUCAGAGAGCCGUCUUUCAACAGUACCAGCCAGUAGUGAUGCUUCAAAAGGGCUACACAAUACAUUGGAAUGGAAAAGCUCCAAAUGUCACUUAUCUUUACCUCAUUAACUUCAACAAGAAUGACUGGAUUCGUGUUGGUCUUUGUUAUCAACCAAAUACGGAUUUUGUUAUAGUAUUGGAAACCUUUCAGAGGCAGUCAUCUGCUCUAUCAAGCAAGAUAGAGCGUUAUACUCCUGUAUCUUCAAUGCUGGAACUCGAAAAGAAUCGAUCAGACAAGAAGUUUUAUUUCGACAGCAGUACUGGAUUACUGUUUUUAUUUCUUCAAGCCAAAUAUAAUAGGGAUGGUCACAGUUAUUGCUCAUCUCAGGGAUGUGAAAGGAUCAAGAUUGUGACCAAAGAUUCAGCAAAAGGGAUCAGCAACUGCAUGGCAAAGGCUUAUCCAAAGUACUACCAAGGGCCAACUGUCAUAAAGCAAAUGCCAGUAAAAACUUCUGUACCAUGCACAAAGUGUGGCACAACUCAGAUGGUAUUCACCAGUGAUCCUCACAAAAACUACCUCCUUGUGCAGAUUAAUUCUCCUGGUAAAAAAGAGUUAAGCAGAGGUCAGCAAGCAUUUAUUUCUGUCAAUGACACUAUGUUUUCCCUCAAGGAUAAUGGUAUACUUAUUGUUGUAGUUGAUGCCUGCGUUGGCACAGUGUCAGGAAAUAAAUUAUUUUCUGAAGUAGACAUUAAGCGUGUAGAUGGAUAUUUAAAAUCUGGAAUUCCACAAAGGUCUAUAGUUCUGCUGAGCACAAGAGGUGAUAUAGACAGCCCUAAUAUAUCAGAAGCCUUCUUGUCCCUGGGGACAGCCAAACUGCCUUACCUUCAGAGCAACGGAAGCGUGGCCUUUCUGGGCUUCAAAGGAAACGUUAAGCCAUCCUGGAUUAAGCUGUUUACCAGUCCUGCUGGGCAAGGGCUAGUUCAGAUAGAAAAGUAUAUCCCAUUACAACUGGAAGAGUAUGGCUGUGCCAGAGCUAUCAAAAGCCGACGGAAAGACCUGGAACUUCUAAAGAAGGCUACAAGAUCUCAUUAAAGACUAAGAUGUACAUAAAUGCUGGGGGGAAAAAAUGUGAACUAACUUAUUUUUAAUUUAUGGCAUUUUAAACUAUAUUGUUAUCCAAGUAAAUCAUGUUAUUGUUUGACAGACGUUUGCCAGCAUUGACCGCUUGAAUGCCAGUCUGUGCACCUUCUAGUUGUACAAAAUAUUAAAGAAUUUAUUAGUAUUUGUAUAAACAGAUUUCAGAGAUUUUUUCAGAUGUUUGUAUUUGCUGUAAACAAGUUCCUUCUGUUUAAUACUCCUUUGUAUUUAAAAGGGUGUUCAAAAAAGCCUUAAAAGUUUUGAUAACCGGUGUUGGAGUGCAUCUUAGAUUACUUGAAAGAUUAACAUUAAAAUCUCUCUUUCUAAACAGCUUGAAUUGGUCAUGUUAACUUAAUUUACAUUUUCCCUCUACCAUUUACAUGUUUUUCUGAGAGGUCAUUUAGCAGGCUGCUCAGUUAUAUUCUUCACCUGCUUUCCAAGAUAUUAAAGAGCAAUUUCUCUUCUGCAUGCAGCUUAAGCUCAAGGUAUUUUAACCACAGUGAUAUUUUUGCCUUCCUCUCUGAAAGACAGAGAGGAGGAGGGUUUCCAAGCUCCAGCCCAGGGCAGGGAGUUGUGAACAGUGCAGCAGAGAUUGCCAGGGCCACCUGCACCAGCGUAGCAUAUGGAGCAGCAGCUCUUCAAGAUCACUGUUUACUGCUCACCCCAAAAUAUGCAGGAGUUUGUUUUUUGUUUUUAUUGUUUGUUUUAAAGCUUUUAGACAGCAGAAGAAAGCUGAGAAAUGGUUUUUUACUCUCAAUUCCUUAUGAAGCUAAACUUCUGCUCUUGCAGUGAUUUUUAAGGCUAUCCCCAGAUCUGACUUUAGAUGAAGGAAGUAGAAAGUGCUCUCAAUUCGUUCAGUUAGUCAUGUUACAUCUUCUGCCUGUAACUGUGGCUCUCUUAAUAUACUCAAGCUGGUAUUUCCUAUUGGUUUUGUUAGACCUAUUUGGUUUCUUUUGGUUUUGUCACACCCAUUUGAUCUUCUCUGGGUCAAACACAUUUAGAAGAACUGAGACACAGCUCAGAGACUUAAAUUUCAGAGACUGUAAAGGUGCAUUCAUAAUAGGGGCCAGUAGAGCUGAAAUGACUGACGUAAUUCCUUCUUAUUGCACAUGUUUGCCUUCAUUCCACCUGGUGUAACAUAUCUGCCAUUCAGAGAUGCUUGUCCUUUGAAGUUAACCUGAAGUGGCUGUUGGAAAUGAACUGUCUUCACUUAUCUUCUCCAAAGAAACUGAAAUUUUUUUUUAAUUGUACUUUAAAGGGGAGAAUGCACAAUAGCAGACCUAUUAUUCUGUUCGACUAGAAUAUGCUACCUCAGUGCUACAAUUAAACUGCCUGUUUUAGUAUCUUUGUUCUUAAGUGGGAGGGUAGGGGAAAGGAGCACGACACAAGUGGUGAAGUUAAACAAACAGGUGACUGAUGUUACUUUUUAGUAAAACCAAGCCAAACGGAUGCACAGUUCUGUUUUAAUGUAAAAAGGGCAUUUUGUUAGAGAAGUGUGUGGUAAGUCUUUUAAGACUAGCUAUAAUGUUAGUAACACAGGGCGAUGUAGUUUACUGAUGCUCUGAGUGCAGUAGUGAUAGUAUUUGUGGAUUACAAUGGUCUUAAGAUUUCUGCUAUUCUCAUCUGCUCAGUAUGAGAAAUCACAAAUACAAAAUGGUCUUUGAGCUUGUGAGGUAGGCCGUUAAGCAUGAGAUUCAGCUGUUCCAAGCCAUCUUGCAAAAAUCAUACUUGGAAAUGUCAAGAUUAUUCCAGUGUAAGAAGUACUGAGAUGAACAAUUGGACCUGCAGUUGAAGUGUCGUCUUCUGUAAAUCUAAACACUUGAUAAAUAAAUUUUUA